GACCAUUUUUUUAGGAGAAAAUUGUCAUUUUUUAUUGAUCCGUUUGCUUGUCUGUAAUCUAAUGAUGUUUUGGUUUAGUUGGUGAUGUUUAUUGCUUUUUUAGUUAUGUGGGGUUCUCGUUUUGAUGUUUGAUUGAUAGGUAAGGAUGGCCUAAUCCUUCUCUUUUUUAACCUAACAUUAUUUUCUUUGUUCUAAGAACACUAGGGUUUUUAUUCUUACUUUUUUGGGGUUGCUAAAUUCAUGGAAGUUUUUUUUUUUCUCUGAGGAAAAGAACGCAACUUGUUUUGGAUUAAAUACUCUUACAUUUGUAAGAAAUCUGGAUAAAAAAUGUUUCCUUUUUAUAUCAUUUUGAUGUUGCUCUUUAUAAAUGCUUUUCUCCUUUUUAAGUAACAAAUCAGUGAUUCACAUUUUUCUGUUUUUGCUUCAGUAUAUAUUCAAUGAUAAGAUAUUAAUUUUGUAAAUGUAUUUUUUAUUGACUUUCCUGUGUUUGAUAUUAUCUCCCUCUUGGAAAUCAGUGUUCUAGCAUUAUCUGCUUAUGGGCAACAUUUGAUUUAAUAUGUUGGCUGAUUUGUUUCCUUGAUCUUAUUGCAUCUCCGCCUAUGUGUUUUAUCUUACAUACUGAUGAUUAUAUGUCCUCAUUUGAUGUUUUUUCCCCUCAUCUAAGGUUGAUUGGUUGUGUGAACUUGAUACCAAAUCCUUAAUAGUUAAUAUGCAUGCGUCUAAUCGCUGAGAUCUGAAAAUAUGUGUUCUUUAUUGAAUUGUUGUUUUCUCCUCUGUCAAGCUUCAAGUUAUGGGUAUUAUUUUUUUCUUUCGUUUUUUGAUACUUGACAACAUCCUUUUGCAAAGGAAAACAAGUUAUGCAGGCUUUGCAUUCAUUAUAAAAGGGCAUGCUUUAUCUAAUUAUUGAAAGUUAGUUUACUGCUGUUGUUUUGAGGGAAUUUGGUGGGAGAUCAAAUUAUUUUUUUAAUGAUUUUGUCACAUUUUAAUCUACCUUUUUUUCACCCUUUCCUCUUAAAAUUUUUUUUCCUAAUAAUCGGAGGGGUUGAUCGUAAUCAUAUCAGAGACAUAUUCAUUACACAAUGUGAUUUAAAUGCUUUUGAUUUUUCUUCUCAAUUUUGUACUACUCUUCAUGCUAUCGCAUAGAUAAAUUAUUUGCCAUGCCUUUCCCAUGUCAAUUUGUAAAUUGUAAUAUGUGUUCAGGUCAUUUGACUUGGAUUCGGACAAUGCUUAUUUUUUUUCAUAUUUCUUCAUGGUUUAUUGCGUUCUGAGGAAGUUUCUUUUUCUUCUCUUAAUCAUGGAGGGAGAGCCUUCAUGGAUCAGCCAUUGCGAUGAUGACAUGUCGAAAGACACUGGUGACUUUGAUUCAUUCUCAGAGCUUAGUGAUGAAGGUAAUAAAGAAACAACUGCAGUUUCAUUGGACUUAAUCCUACCUGAUGACUUGUUGGAACGAAUCUUGGCUUAUCUCCCCAUUGCUAGCAUUUUCAGAGCUGGUUCUGUGUGUAGAAGAUGGCAUGAGAUUGUCAGUUCCAAAAGGUUCCUAUGGAACUCUUCGCAUGACCUAUCACAAAAGCCUUGGUAUUUUAUGUUUACAAGUUCUGAUGAACCAGUUGGGUAUGCCUUUGACCCGAUCCUUCGAAAGUGGUAUGGCAUUGAACUGCCCUGCAUUCAGACUCCCAACUGGUUCAUUGCUUCUUCGUGUGGCUUGGUUUGUUUCAUGGACAAUGACAGUAGAAGCGAGUUGCAUAUCUGUAAUCCAAUCACCAAACAUUGCAAGAAGCUUGAGGAGUCCCCUGGUCUGAAAUUCUCUGAUUAUAGUGCACUGUCAAUCUCAGUGAACAGGACAUCACACAAUUAUACUAUAUCCAUUGUGAAGUCUAAACAAGUUCCUGGAAAUUUUUUCCAAUGGGACCUUUCAAUUCAUAUUUAUGACUCAGAAACAAUGAUGUGGGCAACCUCCUUGACUGAGGUUUUGACAGGAUGGAGGGGUGGAGAUGAAAGUGUGAUCUGUGAUGGGGUUUUAUACUUUCUGAUUUACUCAACUGGUGGUGGCACACCAGAAAAUCGGCAUGGCCUAGUUACAUAUAAUCUCUCUAGCCGAUCAUCCCCAUUGAUAAGGAGUUUUAUUCCAGUACCAGGCCCCCUUACCUGUGGCCGUCUGAUGAACCUAAAGGAAAAGCUAGUAAUGGUGGGAGGAAUUGGGAGGCAAGAUCGGCCUGAUAUAAUUAAGGGUAUUGGUAUCUGGGUUCUUGAUGGGAGGGCUUGGGUAGAGGUUGCUCGCAUGCCCCAUAAGUUUUUCCAAGGAUUCGGUGAGUUGGAUGAUGUUUUUGCUAGUAGUGGUACUGAUAAUCUCGUAUAUAUUCAGAGCUAUGGUGCUCCGGCUCUUCUUGUUUUUGACAUGAACCAGAAACUAUGGAAGUGGUCGCAGAAGUCUCCGGUAUCAAAGAAAUUUCCGCUUCAGCUCUUCACUGGAUUUUGCUUUGAACCAAGACUUGAAAUUGCACCUUAAUUUAUUUCUGAUUGGAUUUGAGGGUGUCAUUGGUCAAUUCAUACCAAAUUUCCACAAUUCCUUUUUUCUUUUUUUUGGCUUUUAUUUUCAGUUAAUAUGAUAUUUCUAUUCCACAAGAAAAAAAAAAAAA
Molecule: messenger RNA, 2636 nt
Organism: Durio zibethinus
Lineage: Eukaryota; Viridiplantae; Streptophyta; Magnoliopsida; Malvales; Malvaceae
Product: F-box/kelch-repeat protein At3g61590-like
Molecular function (GO): protein binding
Source: RefSeq, a predicted model, not a curated record